AUGCUCGUUCAAGAAUCUACUCACGAUGUCCCCACUGCGGCUGAUGGGCAGGGCUCGAUGCGCAUCUAUGUCUUCCACCCCACAAUCCCAGGCUACCCCAAAGCACGGUUCCCGGGCGUUGUCGUCUUCAGCGAGAUCUACCAAGUAACGGGCCCCGUUGCUCGCUUUGCGCGACAAAUUGCAGGCCAAGGCUACAUCUGCGCGGCCCCAUCUAGCUACCACGAGUUCACAGGCCCAGAGCCCUUGAAGUACGACGCCGAGGAUACGGACAAUGGCAACAAGUGGAAGAUCACCAAGAAACUGGCCGCUUACGACGAAGACGCCCGCCUCUGCGUCGACUACCUACUCUCCCUCGACACCUGCAAUGGCCGCGUCGGUGCGACAGGCAUGUGUCUCGGCGGCCAUCUUGCGUACCGCUGUGCACUAGACGACCGCGUCAAGGCGGCGGUGUGCUACUUUGCGACGGACAUUCACAGCAAGACCCUAGCCCAAGGCAAGAACGACGAUAGUCUGCAGCGGGCCGGCGAUAUCAAGGGCGAGCUGUUGAUGAUCUUUGGCAAAAACGAUACCCACGUCCCACCCGAAGGCCGCGAUUUGAUUCGCAAGACCCUACAUGAUCAAGGGGUUCUAUUCAGUUUCUAUGAAGUUGCUUGGGCACAACAUGCUUUUAUCCGCGAUGAACUCAGCAAGGGCCGGUAUGAUCCGGCGCUCACCAAGUCCUGCUUUGAGAUGUUGUUGGAGCUGUUUGGGCGUACGUUGAAGUUGGAUUUGGGGGAGCAUGAUGGGAAGAAGUUAGUUGUUGAGGAUGUCUGCUAG
Molecule: messenger RNA, 816 nt
Organism: Penicillium cinerascens
Lineage: Eukaryota; Fungi; Ascomycota; Eurotiomycetes; Eurotiales; Aspergillaceae
Product: dienelactone hydrolase family protein
Exons: 6
Coding region: 1-816 (271 amino acids)
Molecular function (GO): hydrolase activity
Source: RefSeq, a predicted model, not a curated record